GAACGUUAGUAGAGUGAUCAAUGGCAAACGACAUCCCAAAUUAGCAAGAUGGACUCGAGCGAUAUUUUCAACUGUGCCGUCAGAGUAAAACAAGAACCAAACGAUGUGUCGUUUACUGAAAAUAAUUACGAAUUAAUUGAUAGGACACUUGAUAUUAAGAAUAUCAAAAGGCUUCAAGAAUAUGACGAAAUGGCCGAACCUCAGGAAGGCCUGAAAAUAAUUUUCGAGUGUAGAGACGUAAAGCUUGACACGGGUUUAUUAGCAGUUAGGAAAAUAGAGAAUUAUUCGCACAAUAAUUCAGAGAUUAUCGACACAAUCAAAGAAGAAGCUACAGAAGAAGUGAAAAAAGAACUAUUCCACAACAACGAAAAAGAAUUAAAUCUUAAUUUCAACUUUGAACUCAGCGAGCAAAAUGAAAAAAGACGAGUUGAACAAAAAUCAAUCUACAAACAUAGACUCAAAACAUCCAUCGAUAAUGUGAAUAGUAAUAUUUCUUGUGAUAUAUGUGGAUUGAAAUUUACAACAAAAAGUAGUCUCAAUCUCCACAACGGCGUGAAACAUAAGGGUAUAAGACAUGCAUGUAAUAAAAGAAAACAGGAGCCAAGUGAUGUGUCGCUCGGUGAUAAUGAAGAUUAUCAAACUGAAUUUCCCCAACUUAUGCAUGAAAAUCUAAUCCAAAGUAUUAAACAAGAAUAUGACGAAAUUCCUGAAUCUCAGGAAGACAUGGAAAUCGUUUUUGAAUGUAAAAACUUAAAGCCGAACCAGGAUUUAUUACUUGAGAAAAUUAACGAUUAUUCUCAAAAUAACUUGCAGAAUAUGAAUUUCAGCGUUGAUUACAAACCUGAAACUAGUAUUAUAAUAGAGACUGUAUGCAAAGUUAAAGAAGAAUUCUGUGGUGGAAAGGCAUAA
Trichogramma pretiosum is the source of this 909-nucleotide messenger RNA. RefSeq lists its product as uncharacterized. Bases 49 to 909 code for a protein of 286 amino acids. Lineage: Eukaryota; Metazoa; Arthropoda; Insecta; Hymenoptera; Trichogrammatidae. The transcript is spliced from 6 exons. The record is from RefSeq and is a predicted model, not a curated record.